Messenger RNA from Lingula anatina, 1513 nucleotides. RefSeq names its product acyl-coenzyme A diphosphatase NUDT19. Gene Ontology annotation, molecular function: hydrolase activity, acting on acid anhydrides, in phosphorus-containing anhydrides. Lineage: Eukaryota; Metazoa; Brachiopoda; Lingulata; Lingulida; Lingulidae. Gene Ontology annotation, cellular component: mitochondrion. The record is from RefSeq and is a predicted model, not a curated record.
AACUAUGCUACUUUAACGGAACGCAAAACGAGGCCAUGUGAUGGAGACCAUAGACUUUGCUCCAAAGUCAGUCGACAGGAGAGAAAUAACUUAGGAAUGUCUAGGCCAUGGAAGGAUGCUGCCACACUCAUACUGGCAGCCAGAAGGGGGAAAUCUCCUUUGCAGUUAACAUCUCAGAAAUCCCCCAGACAUAUUUACCAGGACUACCAUCUUCUCAUGCUGAAGCGAAGUAGCAAGAGCAAGUUUAUGCCCAGUGCUCAUGUUUUCCCAGGUGGUGUCUUGGACCCUGCUGAUUAUUCUGAAGAAUGGAUGGAGGUAUUCCAAGCUGCAGGUUUCACAACCUCUACAGCCAUCCUGGAACAUUCUGCUGCAGUCAGGCCACCUCUUUAUAAGAAUAACUAUGGGAGUAUUAUUCCCAAUGAAGUGGCAUUAAGAAUAUGUGCAAUAAGGGAAACAUUUGAAGAGUCUGGAAUUCUAGUGGUUAAAAACUAUGAAGACAUUUUUUCCAGUCCCCACAUAGAGCUUGCCAAAACAAUAAGAAAUAUCAGCAGUGAUGUUGCACAAGUUUCAGUGCUUGAGUAUUGGCAGAGGAAAGUUGACGACAGUGCUCAGAAUUUUAUAGGAAUGUGUAAAGAAUUGAAAAUUGUACCCGAUGUUUGGGCUCUUAGUGAAUGGAGUGACUGGCUCACACCUACAGACAUGGCUUUCAAAGUAACAGGACCUGGUCAGAACAGACGAUAUGAUACAAUGUUUUAUAUUGUAUGUACCAAUACUGUACCUGAUACAGCAUUUUGUAAACGAGAGAUGGUUUCCUCUGAAUGGUACACACCAGAUGCAGCUUUGACGCAGUACAGGAAAAGGAGAAUCUGGUACGCACCCCCACAAUUGUAUGAACUGUGCAGACUCAGGAACUUCAACAAGAUCCUUGAUUUACAAAAGUUUGCUGUGAGAAGGGCUUGUUUUGGCAAUGAAAGAUGGUUACCAAUAAGGAUGAACUGUAAAGAUGGGGCAUUGUCCAUUUUACCUCAGGAUUGUUUGUAUGUGGAGGACUGUGAAAAUAACACAGAAACCCCAGAAUUUGAGGAAAGUAUUGAAGAAUUACGCACAAAGGCCACCACCCUCCAUAGGUUUGAAAUUAGGAAUUCAAGUGAUAUUCAAAUAGUAUGUAACGUACAACAACCUUUUGGGCACGUCAAGCCAUUACAGAGCUUUUAUUCUAGUAAACUGUAACAAUGUCAGUGGUUAUUGUGGAAUGCAAAGCAGCAUUAAUGAUAUGUCUGCCAAACUUCUUUUUUUUUUCCAGAAAGCGUUUUGUUACAAUCAUGCAUAUAAGUUAAUACACCAAUACCAUGUAAUAUGCACAGUCAUACAGUUUAUUUCAAUCAUCAUACAAAGAAGAAUAUUAAAAAUAGAUUUGUACUUAAUUUUGACAUAUUGAAUUUUUUUAAAAACAAAACUGGAAAUAAAAAUAAUGUUAUCCUUUGUUUUCUAAGGUCCUACAAUAGUUGUAAGA